UGUGUCUUUGAGAUAGGAAGUGUGACCUCUUUAUUGUUGACUCUUUGCAAGUCGUGUUUUGUCUUACCAGAGUCAGUCCAAAUCUUUCGUCCGAUUCACCGAUACGACGACGACUUUGUGAAAACGGAAGACCCGAGCAAACCUCUUCCAGACGGGAGAUGUUUGCUACAGCGACCAGAAACUUCGUGGAGGAAGUGGACCCUGGAGGUGUGUUGAUCCCAAUGAGAAGCCUCAAUGACUCCAUCACUUUGCUCACUGUGGUCGCAAGGCAGAAACGUGUGUGGUUCUGGCAGAAGCCCAAACAUCUCCUAACUGACUUCACUCUCAAUGACAUCCUCACAGGAGACGCCAUCACCCCAGAUGUAACAGAGACAGACUUCAUCAAAUACGACGGGACGUACGGUGACAACAUUCAAGGGACGGUGGAUGCACAUUUCAUCCAAUCCAAUAUGAACAUGGAGGGCAAAGACUCUUCCAAACUGCAGUCGUCAUUUGGCAGUUUGAAGAAGAAUGAAGUGGAUGUCCAAAAGCUGCUCAAAGACUCUAAAAACAGGAUCCUGGACAUGUCCCAUUGUCUGAUCCAGCAGACCAGGAAGAAGCGUCAGGUGUUUGGCAUCGUGAAGGAGCGCAUUGUGACCAGCCAGCCUUGUUAUGUCAUAGAGGAGGUGCAGCAGACAGGACAGUGUGCGGGGACAUUCAGCCUCUGUGGACCCAAGAGUCCAAAGGUUAUACUGAAAGACAAUGGCAGCCUGAGCAAAGACAGUAACAUUUCCAUGGAGAUUCCCACUAACACCACCCUGGCCUAUGCCCUCAUUGAGCUCGAGGUCAAGCAUGACGGUCGCUAUGAUCUCUGUCUGAUGUCAAACAUCAAGGGGGGCUUCGAGGUGGACAGUCCUUCUGAAAAAGUACCGCUGAGUGUCACCGCCGCUUCUGUGCCAAACAACUCUGAAGUCAACCGUCUCAGGCAGGAAGUGGACCAGCUGUGUGGUAAUUUCCAGCUGCUCUCAUCUCUUCCUGCUGCCACCAAGUCAUCUCUGCUGCAGCACAUCACAGCCGUCCUGGGGGACAGAACAGCUCUCAGUGGUCUUCAGAGCGCGCUGGACCAGAUGCUCCUGGGUAAGAGCGCCAACAUGGCGGAUGUACCAGCGGCACACAAAGACAACAUUCAGGCUGUACUGGACGUCCUGGGAGAGUCAGCUGAGACAGAGCUCACAGCAUUUCACCUUGUUAUCAGUGCUUUGGACGAGCUAACAAGUGAUUGUCUCGCUGCACUGAGAGUCUGUUGCACUUCUCAUGUGUUGAAAAUCCUGGAACUUUUGGUGCGAAGCGUAUCAGCAAGCAGGGAGUCACCAGCGAGCAGCGUUGACCUGGCUGCUCUGGCAGACCACGUCUUGUACAGCAUUGAACAUCUGUUCGCUUCCUCUAACGUGACCCUGAGGAGAGACGGUGACACAUUGAGGACAGAAAUAAAUCAUCAGCAGGGUAACCGUCCUCUCAUUAUGUGUAUCGCUCUCAGAGGCCUCUACUCACUGGCCCACUGAGUUUGACCUACAAACUCCUCUUUAAGCUCUGAAAUACUCAAGACCCUUUUGCUGCAAAACAUUUUUGUGGUAAAUAACUUUUGUUUAGGCUACUUAAGUACAACGCCCUUCACUUUUUAACACAUGAUUUGUGUGUAAAUGUUUUAUCAAUGUCAUUGUUCAUUUUUAAAUGAUCAAAAUUAUUUGUUCCUGCAUUAACUGUCACACUCCCAAUUAACCAGUUAGUGGAAUCAUUGAAAUAUUUAUAUUCUAACCUCAAUUUAACAUGUUAUAUUAUUGCUUUCAUUGUAAUGUAUGCUCUUUCUCAUUCCACACUGAUUGGCUGAUAGAAAUCACAAGGUUUGACUGCCUUAUGAGUUCUGUUGAAAUUAAGCCUCAUUCUGGAUCAAGCAAAAAAUGUAAUGGCCUGUUUUAUUCCUAACUACAUUUCUUUGUAUUUUUUACCAUCUCGUCCCAAUCCUUGUAUGUUUAUAAAAUAUGGAAAAAAAUGUCUAAUUUAAGUCAAAAUGUUUUUAAUAUAAAAAACAGCACAGUUUAAUAGAGAAAAACAAUUGACAUCUUGAAAAUACAUUUCUCUGAAAAAAGUAAAAUUCACUAAAUAUGAUUGUUUUAAAUUACAAUUUUUAAUCAGAUCACAUCAAAAGGGACGGUUUAAUGAGGCGCAGCACCUUGUUUAAAACUUCUUGUAGAACAUUAAGUUUUAACCUAAUGCAGCGCCACAUGGAAGGUUGGACUCACACACAGAUGAUCUACAUGGAUGAGACUAGUGAACACAUUAGUUUCACGUCUUCCUUCCCACGUAGAACCACACACUAACUGGCUGUCAGGUCACCUUCUAUUGCCUUGAUGGAAAGACAGAGUCCAAACAGUAGUAGUGGCAAAAUGAAAUGACAAAGAGUGUAAACGCACACACUGACUGAGGUAAUGAGCAAGCCCUCAUUAGUAGAAUAAAUACAUACUCCAACUUACAUAAGUGUAACAUUAAAUUAUAGGACAUGGCAGCAAUAGUUCCUUUUCGAAAUUUAAACACUCAAUGUGUGUGAUGAGAAUAUUAAAAGAGUUCUGCCAAUAAAUAAGUACACUUCCUGUGUGCGCUGGCUUUGCAUAGUGUGUGCAGUGCAGUGUUGAGUCCUCCAGGUGUAGCAGCUCAGGACAGUCCCUUAUCAGUAGACCCAGCUGACUGGGACCCACUGGGGCUCCACAAAUAGUCUCUCUACUGUCUCCUGCAGCUCCUCGAAGGCCUUGUCCAGGUUGUCAUUGACAAUAAUUAGGUCAAAGAAGUGGCUGUAGGCGCGGCGGAUCCUGGCGCUCUCCUCCACCGUCUUCUUUAAGUCGUUCUCCUGUUGGAGUCACAUCGAAUAUUACCUGCCAAUCAUUAUAGUUGGAUUUGAUGCACUCACAGUUAAUAGUUUGGUUGUUAUUCCAGCAUCCACCACAGCCUUGUGCAUGUCUCUUAAGGUGUCCAGCUCAGGAGCCGCAAUGAAGACUACAAAGGGCAUAAACUCGGCAGUCUUCAGCACUUUCAAAGCCUGAAAAACACAAACAUCUGUCAAACACUGUUGUGCAGUUAUUCCCAUAGCGGGCAGGACGAACGCUCACCUGGGGGUUGACGUCCAGGAUGCAGGUGCGGCCCGCCCCCACCACCUCAUGGAUAGAGUCGAUCUUGGUGCCGUAUAGGUUGCCGUCAUAUUCGCCGUGCUCCAGGUAACGACUGUCCUUGAUAUCCUGCUCCACCAGCUGCCGCGCCACAAAACAAUAGUUCUGGCCGUCUCUUUCUUCUUCUCGGGGGCUGCGGGACGUAACUGGAAUAGAUGGCGUACAAAUAAGAACUGCAGCUGUGCUACACGUCAGUGGUUCAAAGUUAGUAAAAACAACUGUACAGUAUUAUUGCAACCUAUCAAUUAUUUCACAGAUACUAAAAACAUGAUUUAAGAAAAAUAUAUGUAAAUAAUUAUAAAAAGAUAUUGAGUGUCUCCCAAAUUAAAUUCAAUGAAUUUGAAUUGAGAUGGCAAACUGGAAGAAUUGCAACAGGUGGGGGAUUUUUCCCAACUAUCCAAAUGUGAUUUGAAGGAUUGAAAGUCAAGUGAAUAAUUUUGGCCUGCACAAAAUUCAAUAUUCCAUACACGAGUGUUUUACAUUCCAUAUAGAAAUAUUACCAUGAACUUCAUGUAGACAUUCUAAUUACAGCAAAUGUUUUUCAACAACUAAGAAUGAAAACAAAACAGAUAAUUUCAUUAGGAUUAUUUACUUCAAAAUUCUGUGGUGUGGAAUCAUUUUGAUUUAGAAUUCAAAUUUGGAAUUUUGCACAAGCUUAAAACAUUACCGUGGUAUACUGUAUUCAUUAAAGUGUGUCUCUUUGAUUUUGUGUUUCAAACAAUAAAAAAAAAAAGUGUUUUGGAAAAGACUGGUUCUCUUGCAUUUGGGUGAGUAUGGUAUAUAAAAAUAUAGAUCAUUUUCCCUUUCUUCACACCUUUUUCCAUAAAGGGUCUUCACAGCAAGUCAAUUGCAUGCAUGUUCGAUUAGGCCUACUUUUUGUUCCUGGUGCAACCUUACCAUUUAUUCACGAUAGGGACAGCACAAGUCUUGUUUCAGUUUCACAAAUUGUUAUUAAUUUUUUUAAAUACAAAGUGACAUAAUUUGCAAUAGAGUUUAAAUACAUUUUUAACGUAUUUUUAUG
Messenger RNA from Entelurus aequoreus (snake pipefish), 4218 nucleotides. It is a transcript of the gene gsdmeb, whose product is annotated as gasdermin Eb. Lineage: Eukaryota; Metazoa; Chordata; Actinopteri; Syngnathiformes; Syngnathidae. The record is from RefSeq and is a predicted model, not a curated record. The coding region runs from base 159 to 1541 and encodes 460 amino acids. The transcript is spliced from 10 exons. Gene Ontology annotation, biological process: programmed cell death. Gene Ontology annotation, cellular component: cytoplasm.